Chanos chanos (milkfish) is the source of this 2007-nucleotide messenger RNA. It is a transcript of the gene tmem39a, whose product is annotated as transmembrane protein 39A. The transcript has 9 exons. NCBI's taxonomy places the organism in Eukaryota, Metazoa, Chordata, Actinopteri, Gonorynchiformes, Chanidae. Bases 344 to 1795 code for a protein of 483 amino acids. The record is from RefSeq and is a predicted model, not a curated record. Gene Ontology annotation, biological process: negative regulation of autophagosome maturation; negative regulation of autophagosome assembly. Gene Ontology annotation, cellular component: endoplasmic reticulum membrane.
CUUUGAGGAAAGGACCGCACUGUUGCAAUGCACUCAGAUAACUUUUAAACUUUAUGUUCUACUUCGUCGAGAAAUUACUAGCAUUGCUCCAGUAAGUGUUCUAGACAGCACGCGACUUUAAAUCGAACUACGUCUUAAGAACUCUGGACCAUAUCCGCUUUUCAAGACGAGAGAUAAAUGUUCGCUCCAGACUCAGUUUACCAGUCAGCCCGAGAUUGACUGAUGUCUCCGAGUCCAAACCUUCCGUUCCUAAUCGAUGUUGUUGGCCAGGCUGCACAGGGCUGGGCUGUGAGGACGUCACAGGGAGCUGCAGGGGUCGUGGUGGUCGCCGUGGUAGCCGGACAUGCCCGGGGGCCGCAGGGGUCCAAGUAGACAGCAGCUGAGCCGCUCGGCUCUGCCCUCCCUGCAGACGCUGGUGGGCGGCGGCCUCAGCAACGGCACAGGCCUCCGCAGUAGGAGCAGUAACUCUGUGGGUCUCUCGGCUCCGCCCCUCACAGCCCUCAUCACGCCAGAGCCUGUCCGUCACUCUCGAAUCCCCGACCUCCCAUUGGACAGCAGUCUGCUUUUCGAGUUCCUCCUCUUCCUUUACCUGCUGGUGGCAUUGUUUGUGCAGUACAUCAACAUAUACAGGACUGUAUGGUGGUACCCUUAUAGCCACCCUGCUGCCUCUACCUCUCUGAACUUCCAUCUGAUGGACUACCACCUGGCCAUUUUUAUCACCGUGAUGUUGGCCAGGAGACUUGUGUGGACCAUCAUUUCAGAGGCGUCUCAGGCAAGCCCCUCCUCUCUAGUGCACUACGUGGUUCUGAUAGCGGCCCGGCUCAGCCUGCUAACCCUGUGCGGCUGGGUUCUGUGCUGGACACUCGUCAACCUUUUCAAGAACCACUCGGUGCUCAACCUGCUCUUCCUGGGCUACCCGUUUGGAGUGUAUGUGCCACUGUGCUGCUUCCAUCAGGAGGGUCGCUCCCAGCCAGCCCCUACCGAGUGCGGAUACUCGGAGCAGGAGUCGUCCGACGGACCGCUUCUUCGGCCCAAAGACUUCCUGACGCUUCUGCGGGAAAACCUGCGCGAACAGUUUUCCAGUCCCGCCCAUGUCCCCGCCCACACCUGCCCCCCGUCGCCCGAACUCAUCCGUAGCGAGGUAGAGGAGCUCAAGAGCGACUUCAACCGGCGUAUUAAGGAGGUGCUCUUCAACUCCCUCUUCAGCGCCUACUAUGUGGCCUUUCUCCCUCUCUGUUUUGUUAAGAGUACACAGUACUACGACAUGCGCUGGUCGUGUGAGCACCUGAUCAUGGUGUGGAUCAAUGCCUUUGUCAUGCUGAUGAGUCAGCUGCUGCCGCCCAGCUACUGCGACCUGCUGCACCGCUCCGCCUCACACCUGGGCCGCUGGCAGAGGCUGGAGCACGGCUCCUACAGCAACGCUCCUCAACACAUGUGGUCAGAGAGUACUAUCUGGCCUCAGGGCGUGUUGGUGCGACACAGCCGCUGUUUAUACAAAGCCGUGGGGCCUUACAAUGUGGCGUUGCCUUCUGAUGUGUCUCACGCCAGGUUUUAUUUCCUGUUUCAUAAACCCUUGCGGAUCCUGAACCUCCUGAUAGGGAUAGAGUUGAGCGUGGUCCUGUAUCAGCUUUACUCACUGCUACGCUCAGAGCGUUGGAACCAUACCCUGUCUCUGGGCCUCAUCCUCUUCUGCAACUAUUACGUGCUAUUCAAACUGCUGAGGGACCGUAUCGUCCUAGGCAAGGCCUACUCUUACCCCCUCAGCAGCAACAGCCUGGGCCUGAAGUCUCAGUGAAGCCCCGGCAAAGGGUGGUAGGGCUUGGCCUUCAAACUACCAUCCCUCCCCCUACCCCUGCUUGCCUGGGGACCUAGAGAUUGGUGCAGGAGCCAGGGAUGAAAUGACUGUGAACUCACACUGUUUUGUUUUUUUUUUUUUGAUACGGUUCUAUUUUUCAUGCGAUGUUUAUAUCUAUUUAAGAAAAUAUUUUUAUUUUGUAUACUGUUACA